UCAUUCUUGUUUGCAGAACUUAGCAUAUUACUUCGCUUACUGUUAUGUGUAUGUAGAUCAUAAUAAUUAUAUGAUCUGACAUCUCACGUGAUUUAAUCUUAGCAGCUUGCACCAUCUUGAUUUAUAAAUUGAAUAACACAAUGGAGGAGCACACAGCUGGUAUUGUAAUUGUGGGAGAUGAAAUCUUGCGUGGCCAAGUAAUAGACAAAAACACAUCUUACUUGGCAAAAAGACUAGCAGCAAUCGGCAUCAAAUUGCGCAAAGUGGUCACCAUUCCAGACGUAGUAAAUGAGAUCGCUGACGAAGUCCAACUUGUGUCAAAAAAGUUCUCAGUAGUCUUUACAGCUGGUGGAGUUGGACCUACUCAUGAUGACGUUACCUAUUCAGCAGUUGCCAAGGGUCUAGGUCUUAAAUUGGAAGAAAACAAAGAACUAGUAACCAUUUAUGCGGAACUCUUUCCUGGAAAAACCGAGGCAAGGCGACUUGCCAAGGUCCCCAGUCCAUGUGAAAUAAUUCACGUUCCCUCAUCAGCUUUGACAAAUUUAUCAGGAAAAACGUAUCCUGUGAUAAAAGCUGCCAACAUCUAUGUUUUGCCUGGUUCUCCAUUGUACUUUUCUCAAGCGGUUGAUGUUAUCGUUCCCCAACUACAGGGGGGAACACCUGUGCAUACAGAUUUUAUUGACGUGAAUCUUGAAGAGUUGGCAUUUGUAGACAUUUUGGAUGACUUUGCUAAGCGAUGGGAGGGCCAGCUUAGCAUUGGAAGUUAUCCACAGUGUGAAUCUACCACAGUAACUAGGAUAACAAUUGAAGGAAGACAAUCUGCAGUUCAAAAAGCAAAAAUGGAUCUCCAGUCUGCUUUGAUGUCUAGAGAGAUUUCUUCUAGCAAACACUUUACUGUCAGUCAUGCACGUGCCGUUGAAGCGAGUAGCAAACAGCAACCACAUAUCAAAGCUGCAUUGGAUAUUCUACAGCGUAGUUAUAACGAGAGCGCUGAUGGAAUAUUCCUGAAUUUCAACGGAGGUAAAGAUUGUACCGUGGUACUUCAUCUCCUAGCUACCGUUGUCAAGCUCAGAGGAGCCCCAACGCCUGUAUGCCUUUAUGUAUCAGACGAUCCAUUUCCUGAGGUAGACGAGUUUGUCGACAAUGCAGUGAAUUUUUAUGGGUUAAAAAUACUGAAGAUGAAAGGUUCGAUAAGGAAAGCCGUACAGCUGCUUCUUGAUAGUCAUAAAAAUCUUAAAAUUGGAAUAAUGGGGAUGCGGAGAGGCGAUCCUGGCGCAGAUAAGUUAGAUUUUUUUUCACCAACAGACAAUGGAUGGCCAUCCAUGGUACGUGUCAAUCCUAUCUUAGAUUGGACGUAUAAACAGGUGUGGGACUUUUUGAUUAAACACAAUGUGUCCUAUUGCUCCUUGUACGAUCAAGGAUAUACCAGUAUAGGUGCUAGAGCAACAACAAAGCCAAAUCCUUUGUUAAAAGACCCCGAUAAUCCCACGCAAUACUUGCCAGCAUAUACAUUGACUGAUGAUUCUCUAGAACGGCAUGGCAGAGGAUAAAAUUACAGUAUUUUCAAUGCCUGAUCCUUAAGACACUUGAACUUUUGUCUGGGAUUAUGCGAUAUAAAGAACUUUCAUUUUAAAUAGUUAUUUAAUUAUUGCACGAGCUUGCGCUGGUUGUGAAGCACGUUGCAUCUUGGACAGAAUUUUACACUGCACAGACUUUUGUUUUGCAAUAGAUUAAUAGAAAUGAACAAAUAGAUAAAAUUUCUGUGUAUUACAUUUAAUAUCGGAUUUUUUGUCUGGACUGUAAAAUGUACCUAAAUAAAUAUUGCAGUUUCUGGAUGCAAGUA
This is a messenger RNA of Diprion similis, 1843 nucleotides long. RefSeq names its product FAD synthase-like. The coding region runs from base 141 to 1550 and encodes 469 amino acids. Lineage: Eukaryota; Metazoa; Arthropoda; Insecta; Hymenoptera; Diprionidae. Gene Ontology annotation, molecular function: FMN adenylyltransferase activity. The transcript is spliced from 5 exons. Gene Ontology annotation, biological process: FAD biosynthetic process. The record is from RefSeq and is a predicted model, not a curated record.